Molecule: messenger RNA, 1074 nt
Organism: Drechmeria coniospora
Lineage: Eukaryota; Fungi; Ascomycota; Sordariomycetes; Hypocreales; Ophiocordycipitaceae
Exons: 3
Coding region: 1-1074 (357 amino acids)
Biological process (GO): DNA recombination; double-strand break repair
Cellular component (GO): nucleus
Molecular function (GO): DNA binding
Source: RefSeq, a predicted model, not a curated record
AUGGCGUCGUCGCGCAUUCUCAGGUUUCCCCGUGGUGACGAUGAGUCCGGAUGCGUUAUCGUACAAGUCACAUCUGCAGGCCGAAAGCCGUUGGAUCUCAAUCUAGCUGCCACGGAGGGAUGUGCACCUUAUGUUUGCAAGUUGAAGCACGAUCGAGUGACCUCCCUUCGAGCCCCAGCUUGCCCGGUGUCGGAGAAGGAGUGGGAGGACAUCCUUGAGGCCGUGCUUCAAGAUGGACUGGUGGGUGAUGUGCAACCUACGGCCAUUGUUGAUCCCGAAUCGACGAUAUCCCUCACGAUUCGCAGACAAGUGCAGGGAAUCACCCAACGGCUUGGUGCCAUCACUUUGAAGUGCAACCAGGACGAGCAACUUGAUCUGUUUCAAUGGUGCGGCUGGUCCCUUAAAGCACUGGCCAAGAGCAAGCAGGAAACCGCGCUCUCCUCCAGAGGGGCACAAGAACUAGAGGGUGCUGUGAUGAGCCUCCAAGCUGAACUUGACGAUCUGAUAAAGGCCAAGGCCGAAGACGAAUCGGCCUUGCUUCAAAAGUUUUGCCUGCUUCUCAACGAGAAAAAAGCAAAGAUUCGCGAGCAGAAACAGAUUAUCGACAACUAUGCAUCGACCGCCGGCGCAGUAUUGUCCUCGUCACAGCCGCCGGCACAGCGAGGUGCUUCCCAAGCGGCGCGGGAGCCUGCAGCAUCUCGUUCUUCGAAGAGGAAAGUAGGGUCGAUCCGUUUUGAAGCGGAGGAGGACGAAGUCGGUGAGGAUAUUGUGAAGGACGCCUUCGUCAAGGGCGAGGAAGAGGAUACAGAUCCUGGGGAAAGCAGCGAAGUAGAUACGGUCUCCACUGCUGCUGCAGAUGAAGAUGAUGACGAUGACGAAACAUACAACUCGCGCCGCGAUGGCGAAGACACCACAAGCAGCAAGCGACCUGGAUCGCCACCACCGAAGGAGCUUUCCAAGGAGGCGAAAGCUUCUCCACCCCCUCGGCGACAUUUACCGUUCGAGAAAAAUGGAAGGGGCAAGGCAUCGUUGCCGGCACCAGCGGAGGAUACGGACUCAGAUGAUGAGCUGUGA